Molecule: messenger RNA, 864 nt
Organism: Lottia gigantea (owl limpet)
Lineage: Eukaryota; Metazoa; Mollusca; Gastropoda; Lottiidae
Exons: 1
Coding region: 1-864 (287 amino acids)
Source: RefSeq, a predicted model, not a curated record
AUGUUUCCAAAACCGAAAAGUGCUCCUCCUCGAAUGAACAGUAAAAGGAUUAGUAACAGGACAAAUGCUAUGAAGGAAAUAGAAGCUUGGGUGAAGAAAGAUGACGAUCCAUUAACUGGAAGCCAUGAAACAUCUCGAAUGGCAGGUCAACUAACAGAUAAUAUUACAGAGGAAAGGAUGCUCAAAGCUAAAUUGUGGGAACUUUCUAAAGAACGUUAUAAAUUCAUUGCUCAAAAUUCUUAUGAACAGAAAAUCUUUUUGGACAGGAUGAUGAAGAAAUCUUCAGCCAUUCGUAGGAUACUGUCAGCCAAUGAUGAUAAACCUUGUGUCACUUACUCCAGAAUUAAAUCUUCUAGUAUUCGACAUGCUUUAUUAGAAAGACUUGAUCCUACUAAUAGAGAAGAGAAGUGGUUAGGGAUGUCUUCGAGUCAUUCUGGGGGACAAUUUGUUACAUCUUUACCACCACCACCAUCAUCAUCAUCAUCAACUCCAGCAUCUUUACCCCCAGAUCCCAGAUCUGAAACGGAUACACGUAUACCACGAUCUUGUAUAGAUACGACUGAUAAUCUACCAUCUGUCACUGUAAGAAAAGACACCCCAACUAUACCACAUCACAAAGAUCUAUUAGUUCGACGGAAACACAGAAAGUCACAUUUUCCAAAAUUUCAGGAAGAUCCUCGAUAUUCAGAAUUACAGCAAAGACUGAGCCCUAUAGUUAAAAAACAAGCAAACAUUGAUAUUUAUUCUGUUGUAACUAAAAUUGAGUCUCUUCAUGUGAAACCAAAAUUACCAUCCGAAAGUAGAUCUAAAGUUGAUAAGAAAGCUGUGGCUUAUAUGAGAAAACGAGGUUUUGUCUUCCCAUAA